AUGGUAUCCGCACACCCAGCAAGAAGUAGAGAUCAGAGAACGGCCGGCAACGACGAUGAUGGCGAUGACGCUGAGACAAGGAAGGGUCCGAUCCAGAUUCCAGCCAGUGCAGUCUCCCUUAUUGACUGGACGAGAGGAGCGAAAACAGACGCCGUCUCAUCAAUCCCUCUGCCACCGGCCCCAGCCCCAAGCCCUUCCCAAGCCCCAAGAUAA
Messenger RNA from Neurospora tetrasperma FGSC 2508, 213 nucleotides. RefSeq lists its product as uncharacterized. The transcript has 2 exons. NCBI's taxonomy places the organism in Eukaryota, Fungi, Ascomycota, Sordariomycetes, Sordariales, Sordariaceae. Bases 1 to 213 code for a protein of 70 amino acids. The record is from RefSeq and is a predicted model, not a curated record.